ACAAUCAUGCCAAAUGAACGUAUCAAUCCAGCAUAGCUGAACGCGACACUUGGCCAGCAUUCAAAACAAGUACAAGCCACUCAAGUAUUUUACGUCAUCUUAUAAGUGUCUCAACUCUUAAGUAACUUAAGUUAGUGUACUGCGCUGUUUUAUUUGGCGCACUUGUGUAUCAUGGCUGUUGUUUCUUGUACUUGGAAACGCUCGGUAAUCUCGGGUGAUAUCCCGUCCAUCAGAUGCCAAUUUGCUAUAGCUCAUUCAGGAAACGAUGUAUAUUUGUUCGGAGGAUCGUACAAAGAAAAUGGAAUGACCAUAUACUAUAACGAUUUGUACAAAUUGCAAAUACAAGACCAAGAAUUGAAUUGGAGCAAACUUUCAUGUUACGGAUUGUUACCCGAAGAACGUGACAGCCAUUCAUUAUUAAUCUUCAACAAAAAAAUGUAUUUACUCGGUGGCAGAAACCAAAGUUCGUUUAAUCAAUGUUUGCCUGGUGUCAUGGAAUGCUGCACAGAAAGUUACUGUUGGAACAAAAAGUUAGCAACCGGGUCUGCUCCUAUUGCAAUAGGUUUCACUGUAUGUGCUACUGGAAAACGAGCUUUUACAUUUGGUGGUGUCGUGGGAUGUUCGCCAACAAACAAUGUGCAUAUGCUCACCCUAGAUACGACGAUGUGGCUACCAAUCAAAUGCACCGGUAUAUCUCCAUCGCCACGGUAUCACCACGGUAGCUCCAUUGUCAACGGAAUAAUGUUUGUAUUCGGCGGUUCCGAUGCCAUGCAGGGAUGUUAUGAUGACAUUUUCUGCUUUGAUACCGCUACUUUGACUUGGAUCGAGCCAUCAUUUCGAGGUCUUCCACCAAGUGCACGAGCUGGUCAUACAUUUGUCGCACAUAGAGAUAAAGACAUUUACAUGUUUGGUGGGCAUACGAUGGAUGACACAGGUUCUUCCAUAUACAAGUAUAGCGUUGGGAUGCGAAAAUGGAAGCAACCUGUUGUGGCUGGAAUACCACCUCCUGCACUUCGAGAUCACGUUGCAUUUGUACAUCACAGCUCAAUGUAUGUACUUGGGGGAAUUAGAGAUAUGGGAAUGGUAACAUUACAUGAAAGUUACGUUCUAAGGUUUAUAAACCCAUCAGAACGAAAACCAAUAGCUGAACAUUUGAUUGGAGAUUUCUGUACAGAGCAAUAUUCGCUGUCUUGCUGGUCACCAACAAAACAGCCUGCGGUCUCAUACAAAGUGGAUGAAAGGUACAAGGAUAUAACCGACAAAAGAAUAAAGGACUUCGUGCAAACAAAAUUGGAUUUUCCGUUGUGUGAUCACGUUUUAAAAUACGAAGCUGAAGAUGUUGAACCCGUUGACGUUCAACUGUGUACGUUCCGUGCAGCAAGUGCAGAACUAAGCCAUGCAAAGCAAGCGUUAGAAAACGAAAAAAUUAAAAUAAUUCAAUGCUUCGAGAAAGAACGAGUGGAAGUAGAAAGGCUCGUGAAGAUGCACAAGAGACAAAAUGAGGCUUGGUGGUUCGAGAGGAGGAAAGAAAAUGAUGUCGAACGACAAAAAUUAAGAAAGGCGUGGGAAAGAAUCGAAUCUCAACGGGAGAUCUUGGAAAAUGAACGAAGGUUGCUGGGAGCGAAGGGAGAGCAAGUUGCCCGGUUGUUGCAGCAAAUAAAUACUUAACCUGGAAACUAAUUUUAUUACGACUGUAACAAACUCGAAUUUAAAUUUCUAUGAAAUUUGUUGCCACGAACUGGUUUGUAACAUGAGAACGAUAUACAACGUUACAAAAUUAAAACCAAUCGAAUUAUAAGCACACACCA
Messenger RNA from Ciona intestinalis (vase tunicate), 1808 nucleotides. The record is from RefSeq and is a predicted model, not a curated record. NCBI's taxonomy places the organism in Eukaryota, Metazoa, Chordata, Ascidiacea, Phlebobranchia, Cionidae.